Molecule: messenger RNA, 720 nt
Organism: Colletotrichum fioriniae
Lineage: Eukaryota; Fungi; Ascomycota; Sordariomycetes; Glomerellales; Glomerellaceae
Molecular function (GO): oxidoreductase activity, acting on paired donors, with incorporation or reduction of molecular oxygen; iron ion binding; heme binding
Source: RefSeq, a predicted model, not a curated record
AUGGAGAAGGGGAGCCCAGACAGGCAAGACUUCAUGUCCAAGCUCUUCCGUCUGCACCACGAAAAUCCUGGAAAGUUCCCAGAAAGCGCCGUCUUCACGACAUGUAUGACCAACAUCGGAGCUGGCUCUGAUACAACUUCGAUAUCACUAUGCGCUGUUAUCUAUGACCUUGCGUCCCAUCCCAAAGUGCUUCAGAGGCUUCGCGAAGAUAUCGACGCCAAGUUUGCAGAGCUAGACAACCCUGAGUUCAUCCCUUUCAAAGAUGCUCAAGCUAUGAGCUUUCUCCAGGCUUGUAUCAAAGAAUCACUCAGACUGCAUCCAGCAACAGGCCUUCCGCUAGCCCGUGUUGUCCCCAAAGGUGGUGUGAAUCUACUCGGGAGAGACUUCAACGAGGGUUGUGUUGUAGGCGUCAAUACCUGGGUCUUGCACCGAAACAAGGAUGUUUUCGGUGCUGAUGCCGAUGAAUACCGCCCUGAUAGGUGGUCUAGUCAGGACAAAGAACACAUUUCUCUCAUGGAGUCGAAUUGGAUACCGUUUGGAGUAGGCUCUCGUACUUGCAUUGGGAAAAACAUUAGCUUGCUCGAAAUCAACAAGCUUGUGCCCACCUUGGUCAAGACCUUUGACUUCACGCCUGUGGAACCGGAAAGAAUCCGGCAUGAGAACUACUGGUUGGUUAAACAGGUCGAUAUGUUAUGCAAAGUUUCGCCGAGAAGUACCUAG